Aspergillus versicolor CBS 583.65 is the source of this 1806-nucleotide messenger RNA. RefSeq lists its product as uncharacterized. The transcript is spliced from 3 exons. The record is from RefSeq and is a predicted model, not a curated record. NCBI's taxonomy places the organism in Eukaryota, Fungi, Ascomycota, Eurotiomycetes, Eurotiales, Aspergillaceae. The coding region runs from base 1 to 1806 and encodes 601 amino acids.
AUGGCCAAGAAGGGAGGAAAGAAGAAGGGAGGCAAGAAGGGCGGUUCUUCCGCUGCUGCUACGAGCAACAAGGCCGCCGAGCCCGUCGCCGCUGCCGCCCCCGACACCACUGUUGAGGAAACCGUGAGCGAAACUGAGCAGGCCCCUGCUGAGACCUCCACUGCUGCCACCUCUGUUCCGGAGACCGCCACUGAGACUCCCGCUGUCGCUGCCCCGCCAAUUGCAGCCGCAUCGAAUGCCAAUGAAGUUGCAAUUCCUGCGGCGGAGGAGCCCCCGGUAGAGGAGGCCGUGGAAAAGGUACAAAAGUCGAAGGUUGAACCAACGGAGGCUGCUGCCGCGGUGCCGGAGACAGCUGCGAAAGACACCGCAGCCGCGCCCCUUAAUACCCCAGAGGUCGUUGCUGCGACCACUUCCCUCCCCGAAAGGCUCAAGGAGUCGGAGAGUCUCGAAGAUACCCACGUCAAGCGUCCUCAUGAAAACGGCCCUGUGGCGACUGAGAAGGAGAUACCCACAAAGAUUCCCAAGAUCGAUGACGAGGCCAUCGCCAAGGGCACUGUCGCAGAGACACCAGCUAAAAAGGAGAAUGUUACCAGCACAGCCGCGCUUCCGAACGAAGCGGGCGUGCUGCAGCCUCAGAUGGUCCCCGGUCUCGGUGCGGACCCUGCUGAUAAGCCAUUGAAUGAGCUGGAGGGCACCUCCGAAGCGGCUAAGAAGGCUCAGGCCUCCGAGACUGUUGCCCCAACUGGCGUCUCUACCUCUAAGAAGGAGACCCCCAAGACGACAGUACCAGGACUCACCAGUGUUCCGGGCACAUCUGCUGAGGAGAAGCCCCUGGCUACCACAGCCGCCCCAACCACUACUGCCGCUAAGGAAGAAUCGAAGACCCUCCCCAAGACUGAGGAGCCUGCGGUUACCCAACCUACAUCCGCAGCUGCAGCUCUGGGCACCGGUACCACUACCGCUCCCGCCGCGGAAGAAAAGGCCAAGGCUGCCCCAGCAGCCCAGAAGGAACCGCCUGUACUCGCUAAGGGUCCCUCAGAUACCGCAACUGGCCCAGCAGCCACUGUCGGUACCGCCAAGGAAGAAGCCAAAACCGCUGCUCCUGUCCAGAAGGAGUCUGAGACGACGAAGCCUACUUCCGCAGCGACCGCCGCAGCUGUCGGUGCAACCGGAACCACGGAAAUCCCCAAGGUGAAGGAUGAGGCAGCUACUGUGACCAAGCCCCCGGCUGCAGUCACGCCACCGGAGAAGGCUCACGCAGCACCUGGUGUUAGCCAAGCCGCUGGCGCUACCACUGGAGCUACUGGCAUAUCGACCACGGAGCCAGCCAAAUCCGCCGGGUUGCCUUCCAACGUCCAGACGCAGGCCGAGAAGCCUGCUGGUAUCUCCGAUAGCACUGCCGCGGCGCGCGCUGCCACCCAGAAAUCGCAACAAGCCAAGACUGCUGAGCCUGUGGCUCAGACCACCCAGACUGGCGAGGCCGCUAAGAGCGCUCAGACUGCGCAAACCGGCCAAGCUGCACAAACCGGCCAGACUGCCCAGACUGCCCAGGCCGGCCAAACGGCUCAGACUGGCCAGUCUACCCAAGCUGCUGAGGCGGCGCAGACCGGUAAGACCGGUCAGGCUGGUGAGACUGCUCAAACCGCCCAGGGAGCAGAGACCGGGGGUGCUGCCACCAGUGCAAAGCCCGCAGAGGGCAAGACCACCACAGAGCAAGCCCAGUCUGCUGCUCAGGAGGCCUCCAAGGCCGAGAAGCGAAAGAGCGGUGGUUUAUUCGGCUGGCUCAAGCGCAAGGUCAAGGGCUGA